Messenger RNA from Suillus subalutaceus, 183 nucleotides. RefSeq lists its product as uncharacterized. NCBI's taxonomy places the organism in Eukaryota, Fungi, Basidiomycota, Agaricomycetes, Boletales, Suillaceae. The record is from RefSeq and is a predicted model, not a curated record. Bases 1 to 183 code for a protein of 60 amino acids. The transcript is spliced from 3 exons.
AUGUUUAUCCGCCUCUCCACUGCUGCUUUCGUUAUUCUCAGCUUGAUGGCUGUCAACGCUGGGAUAGUACCAGCUACUCGCGCUGUUGGUGAACUUGACAAGCGUAGCGACACCGUGGGCAACUAUGCAGAACCAGACAUGUACGCAGAACCAGACAUGUACGCAGAUCCAUUUGAUCCGUAG